AGACGAGUGUUCUGUCAACCAGUGGCAUCCACUGCAGGGCUCUGUGCAAGGACACAAUGUUUAGAAGUAGAAAAUCACCGGGCACAGGUGGACAAUAGAGUGAACGCAAGUAAUAUAAGACAUAAGAGAAAAGCAUCAAAUGAAAGGCAUGAAUGUCAGUCAUGUGAAGACAGGUUUCUAAACAGUGAUAUAUGUUCUCCACCAGUUUAUUACCUUUCUGUUCUGCUUCAUAUAUUGUUACAAAAACAGACAAAUGAAAGGCGUUGGUUCUUUUUUAUAUGUAGUUUUACCGUCCUGACCUUGAUAAUGACUGCCAAAUGUAAUACCCAUUAAUUAAUAUUGUCUUAAUCUUAGUCUUGUAUUUCAGUGUUUUCUUUCUAUUGUUGAUCAGUGUGAGCAAAGCAACAUUAUGUUAACCCUCUCCGUCCCAUGGGAAGGACCUAUGGCCAAGAAUCAUCACUGGUCAUUAAUGUUCACAACAUAUGGACAGGAAAACGUGUAUUUUUCACUAAGGUGGUGUUUAUUAUGCAAUAAAACCUUAAAUUGGUUCUGACAUCUGCCAAUGCUAAAAAGAAAGCUGUGGAAGUGAUUGCCUCCUGCAGCCUGUUUACUGGAUCCUUCUUUAAUCGGCUUUGUGUACUGACGUCAGGCUUUUACUCUUUGUUGACGUCUUCUGUGCUCCCUCUGUGGGGACAUCAGCUGGUUGAUUACUGUAAGUCACUAGAUUACACUUCUGUUCACGCACCUCUGAGAGGAGACUGACUUACAGCGGCGCCAAGACUACAAAGGAUGGACGGCGUCCCUCUGAAGAUGCCAGAUGGUGCCUUACAUGAAGUCAAAAAAGUGGAAGUUAUUUUGCCUGAUUAUCUCACCAGACUGCAGGACACAGAGUAUGAGUUCAGUCUGGAAAACUGGGUGCUGACCGGACUGCAGAGUGGCUUCACCGGCCAGCACCAGCCUCCACCCCCCUCCUCCUCGUCCGGACUGCCGCCAUCUUGUCCUCCGUACUGGAUGAUGUUCAGCAGCCCACAGCAGAGCCGCUUAGCCAGCCGCCACUGCUCCGACUUCUGGGAGCCCAAUCCUCGACAGCGCUCCCACAGCCUCAACCCUGCGGUCCUGCGCACUGAAGCGCCCAUCUCUGAGGAUGAUGCCUCAGAGAAAGACAAGAUAUAUUUUUCAGUGAAAGUCUGCUCUGGUGGGGAAACUGGUGCUUCAUGUCAAAGGAAAGCACAGAGAGCCUUUGUCCCAGACCUCCUGAACCCUCCUGCCUGCCUCAGCAGCCUGCCUCACCAGCGCAGGAAGAACCUGCGACAGUGCUCCCUGUCAGUGCUGGAAACAUCCCAACACCACGUUCUCAACACAGACAGCCCAACUCCAAACUGGACCCCCACCAGCCGAGCCCUCAACACCAGAGCCAAUACAGUCGAUAGGCUCCCCAUCAUCAACAACCACAACGCAACACACAGGAAGUCCUCUGCUUUGGACUCGUCAGCAGAGCUCCUGUCAGCUCUGAGCCCAGAAGAGAGAGAGUUGCUGGGGGCAAUCACUGACCAGGGUUACCCCUUCCGCACCGCCAUCAUCGCUCUGCAGAAGACUGGGCGGCAGACCCCAGAUCAGAUCUUGAGUUAUCUGGUGGCAUGUGACCGUCUAUGCCAGCUGGGUUAUGAUGUGGCUUUGGUAGAAGAAGCUCUGGAGAUGUUUCAGAACUGUGAAACAAAGGCCGAGGAGUUCCUCCAUCUGCUGGGUCAGUUCAAUGAGAUGGGCUUCCAGCAGAGCGCCAUCAAAGAGGUGCUGCUGGUCCAUGAAAACCACCGAGAGCGAGCCCUAGAGGAGCUGAUGAUGCGUGUGGCCUGAUGGAAGAUCAAACUCACGCGCGCACACACCCUUACCUUUUAAUUCAUGUUUUUCUGGUUGCUAUUAUUUUCUUAGGCAGAGAGAGAAGAACUAUUACUGUUCUCUUUCAAUCAUUUUAGCUGAAGAUGGAUGUGGCCUUCACCCAGGAAAAGUCAAUUGUUGAUUUAUAGUAUGUAAAUAGUAUAUUACUAAUAGUACUAUAUAUGUAGUAUAUAGUUUUUAUAAUAUGUAUGAUGAUGAAGGUGGUGAUGAUAAAAAACAUGAUUAUGAAGAUGUUUAUUGAACUCUUCUGCCGUCUUCUCUCUUCCUAAAAUGAUUCCAUCUGGGGA
Molecule: messenger RNA, 2183 nt
Organism: Pungitius pungitius (ninespine stickleback)
Lineage: Eukaryota; Metazoa; Chordata; Actinopteri; Perciformes; Gasterosteidae
Gene: ubap1lb
Product: ubiquitin associated protein 1-like b
Exons: 6
Coding region: 790-1854 (354 amino acids)
Biological process (GO): ubiquitin-dependent protein catabolic process via the multivesicular body sorting pathway
Cellular component (GO): ESCRT I complex
Molecular function (GO): ubiquitin binding
Source: RefSeq, a predicted model, not a curated record